Molecule: messenger RNA, 1364 nt
Organism: Aedes aegypti (yellow fever mosquito)
Lineage: Eukaryota; Metazoa; Arthropoda; Insecta; Diptera; Culicidae
Exons: 1
Coding region: 35-1330 (431 amino acids)
Source: RefSeq, a predicted model, not a curated record
CUUGACCAUACGCGUCAGUUACAGAACAUUCGCCAUGUUAAAACUAUCUGACUUGGAUCUCUCCGAAGACGACGUCCAGCAGGUGCUUCGACGGCACUGCACCGAUCAUGAGAUUCAACCUACGGCAGUGGAAUCCGCAUGGAUCGAACGCUUCGGUGGAAGCCCGGACGGAUUCCUGGCUGAUCAUUUCGCCUUGAAGGCGGUGGUCGUCUAUGGCCAUGGUGAUCGAGCGUAUACGAAAGAGUUUUCGUUCUUUUUGAAGGCGGUUCCGAGAGGGAACCUGGUGCUGGCAAAGUACCUUGACGAUAUCGGGAGUUUCCGAAAGGAGGUGGCACUUUGCGAAAAGAUUAUUCCAGAGAUUGAUCGUAUGCUUGCCGGGAGACAGGUCGUGCCGAAGUAUUUGCUCACCAAGGAAGAUCGAUUGAUUGUAAUGGAGAAUGUUAAGACUAAAAGUUUUGAUAUAUUGAAAGGGAACAGGGGUCUGAUGGACUACGCUCAUUUGGAGAAAGUAUUUGAGACGUUGGCCUAUUUUCAUGCGGGAACAAUUCUGCUCGAGGAAAAAGAAGGUCGAGCAUUGACGGAGAUGUUUCCUAGAGUGUUGGAUGAGAACGCGUGGACCGGAGUGGAAGGAAGCAUUCGAACAAGGGAUGUGGAAAAUGUGAUUGUUUUAUGGUGCGAGUUCAUGAGAGUCACGGAACGCGACUCGUCAAGGUUGGGAGAGAUCUUGACUGCACUUCCGCAUACAAUCAGAAGUUUGUACGAGUACGUGAAACCGUCAACGAAAUGGAGAAACGUCUUCAGUCACGGUGAUCUUUGGAGUAACAACGUGAUGUUCAAGAAUUCGCCUGACGGAAUUCCUGAGGAAUGCAUCUUAGUAGAUUUCCAACUGUCGCGGUACACUCCUCCAGCGUACGACAUAAGUUUAUUACUCUCGUUGACGACAUCCUUCGAGUUCCGGUGUAAACAUAUGAACUCUUUAUUGGACAGUUAUUACGAUACAUUUCAAACUGUAUUGACUCGCAACGAGAUCGACCCUUCAACAGUCUACACAAAACAGUCUUUCAGAGAUAGUUGCGAACACUACCGUCUAGCCGGCCAAAUUCACGGCUGCAUAAUCGGUCCGGAAGUUCUGUUGCCAACUAGCUUCAUCGAUCAUGUGUUCGACCUCGCCACCGAAUGCGCUGGAUUCAUGCCUCAGCCGAAAGUCAACAUUUGUCUGAAUGCAUUCCGUAGCGACGAUUGUUAUCGCCUUCGGAUGCUGGACAUGGUGCAGGAGUUGCUGCCUGACCUGCAUUGCGCAAACGAUAAUCCCGGCCCGGACCUUGAUUGACAGAUCAUAAAAGCAGACAUGGACCGUAUCUUGU